Molecule: messenger RNA, 3134 nt
Organism: Erythranthe guttata (spotted monkey flower)
Lineage: Eukaryota; Viridiplantae; Streptophyta; Magnoliopsida; Lamiales; Phrymaceae
Gene: RSW3
Product: Glycosyl hydrolases family 31 protein
Biological process (GO): carbohydrate metabolic process; N-glycan processing
Molecular function (GO): carbohydrate binding; alpha-glucosidase activity
Source: RefSeq, a predicted model, not a curated record
AGAUCGAGGGGUCAAAGUGCAAAUAACGAAAACAUCCAUUCCUGGUCUCAGUCUCCCGUCUCAUUUCUUACUUUCUCACACUAAACUUCCAUUAAAACUACAGAAAAUUCUUCCCCCCAAUUAUAUGAUUUCUCUCCACUGUGGCGAUGACCACUGAUUGAAUUUUAGGGCAUAAAUUGAAACGCGAAGCCAUGGGUAAACCUCUCUCCACUCUCGUGUUCCUUCUCCUCUUCAUCAAUUGUGUUUAUUCCUGGAAAAAGGACGAGUUCAGAAACUGCAAUCAGACCCCGUUCUGCAAGCGCGCCCGCUCCCGUAAACCGGGAUCCUGCUCCUUAAUCGCCGCCGAUGUAUCCAUCUCCGACGGCGAUCUCGUCGCGAAACUCAUCCCCAAGGAGAGCAGUCAAGAGAACCCCGCAAAGCCUCUGGUUCUCACAAUAUCGGCCUAUCAAGACGGCGUGAUGCGGCUCAAAAUCGACGAGGACCAAACCCUAGCCCCACCGCGCAAGAAGAGAUUCGAGGUGCCCGAUGUGAUUGUACCCGAGUUUUUAAACAAGAAGCUAUGGCUGCAGAGGCUGAAAGAGGAGAGGAUUGAGGGCGGUUUGGUAAUUUCAUCCGUUGUGUAUCUCUCCGAAGGGUACGAGGGUGUGAUCAGGCACGAUCCUUUCGAGGUUUUCGUGAGGGAGAGCGGCGAAAACGGGAAAAAGGUGCUGUCUUUGAACUCGAACGGCUUGUUCGAUUUCGAACAGCUGAAGGAAAAUAAAGAGGACAACGAGGAUUGGGAGGAGAAAUUCAGGACGCACACCGAUAAAAGACCAUACGGGCCACAGAGCAUUAGCUUCGAUGUGUCGUUUUACGAUGCCGAUUUCGUGUACGAUCCGGAACACGCCACCAGCUUAGCCCUAAAGCCGACCAAAGGUCCUGGAGUUGAUGACUCGGAGCCCUACAGGCUUUUCAAUCUCGACGUUUUUGAAUACGCUCACGAUUCGCCUUUCGGGCUUUACGGAAGCGUUCCGUUCAUGACAUCGCACGGUAAAUCGAGAGGGAGUUCCGGGUUUUUCUGGCUGAACGCAGCCGAAAUGCAAAUUGACGUCUUUAGCCCUGGCUGGAACAAUGAGUACUCGUCUGUAUUAAUGCUGCCUACCGAUCAGAAAAGAGUCGAUACGUUGUGGAUGAGCGAGGCUGGUGUUGUGGAUGCGUUCUUUUUUAUAGGUCCGAAACCGAAAGAUGUAGUUAGACAAUAUACGAGCGUGACGGGCACUUCAGCCUUGCCUCAGUCGUUUGCAAUUGCCUACCAUCAAUGUAGAUGGAACUAUAGAGACGAGGAGGAUGUAUAUAACGUGGACGCCAAAUUCGACGAGCACGAUAUCCCGUACGAUGUUUUAUGGCUCGAUAUUGAACAUACCGAUGGGAAGAGGUAUUUCACGUGGGACAAGAUGUUGUUCCCUAAUCCGGAAGAGAUGCAGAAUAAGCUGGCUGCAAAAGGGAGGCGUAUGGUAACUAUUGUGGACCCUCAUAUUAAGAGGGACGAGUCGUAUUAUAUACACAAGGAGGCUUCGGAGAAGGGGUAUUAUGUGAAGGACUCGAGUGGGAAGGAUUUCGAUGGGUGGUGCUGGUCUGGGUCGUCUUCGUAUAUUGAUAUGGUGAAUCCGGAGAUUAGGUCUUGGUGGGCGGAGAAAUUCUCGUACGAGAAUUAUGUUGGUUCGACUCCAUCUUUGUAUAUAUGGAAUGACAUGAACGAACCUUCUGUCUUCAAUGGUCCGGAGGUUUCGAUGCCGAGGGAUGCUUUACACCAUGGAGAUGUCGAGCACAGAGAGUUGCAUAACGCGUACGGCUACUACUUCCACAUGGCUACAGCAGAGGGACUCGUUAAGCGAAAUGACGGAAAAGACAGACCUUUCGUUUUAUCGAGAGCUUUUUUUCCGGGUAGUCAAAGAUACGGAGCUGUUUGGACGGGUGACAACUCAGCUGACUGGGACCACUUGCGAGUUUCAGUUCCGAUGACCUUAACACUUGGUCUUACUGGAAUAUCAUUCUCCGGUGCUGAUAUUGGUGGGUUUUUCGGUAAUCCCGAUACUGAGUUGUUGGUUCGGUGGUACCAGCUCGGUGCCUAUUAUCCCUUCUUUAGAGGACAUGCGCAUCACGACACUAAGCGACGCGAACCUUGGUUAUUUGGGGAACGAAAUACGGAACUCAUGAGAGAAGCCAUACACAUACGCUAUAUGCUUCUCCCUUAUUUUUACACAUUAUUCAGAGAGGCAAACGCCACCGGAAUCCCUGUCAUUCGUCCUCUUUGGAUGGAAUUUCCUUCCGACGAAAAAACAUUCAGCAACGACGAGGCUUUUAUGGUUGGAAACGGUCUUUUAGUACAAGGAAUAUACACUCAGCGAGCGAAACACGUGUCGGUGUAUCUUCCGGGGGAUGAGUCUUGGUACGAUAUGAAAAGCGGGAGUGCUUACAAAGGAAGGGCAAUUCAUAAGUUGGAAGCUUUGGAAGACAGCAUCCCGUCUUUCCAAAGAGCUGGUACUAUCAUACCGAGGAAAGAUCGAUUUAGGCGAAGCUCCACACAAAUGGAAUACGACCCUUACACUCUGGUAAUAGCUCUCAACAGUUCCAAGUCAGCUGAAGGCGAGCUUUAUGUGGACGACGGAAAGACCUUCGAAUUCCAGCAAGGCUCCUACAUACACCGCCGAUUCACAUUUUCAAACGGGAGGCUCACGUCUUCGAACGCGGGGCCCGCGACAGCUGGCGACCACAAAUAUGUGUCAGAGUGCACUGUGGAGAGAAUCAUACUUUUAGGCCUGUCCACUCAACCAAAAACCGCCCUCAUCGAACCAGAAAAUCGCAAGGUGGAUAUCACGUGGGGCCCGCUCCUGCUUCGUGGAGGGCCCGGCCCGUCUGUCCUCACCAUCCGCAAGCCCAACGUUCGAAUUGCAGAUGAUUGGACAAUUCAAAUUUUGUAAGAACAUCUUAAUUAUUGCAUUAUUAGAUUUUUGAAGAGCCACUUUCAUAGUAGAGCUGUGACAGUAGAAGAAGAAUAAUCUAGUAGAUGUGUAACGGUUUCUGUAUUCGGAAUCCUACGUGGCGAUUCUUGAUUGGGCAAAAUAUAUUAGUCAGUGUGGUGCUGGAUUGCUAUU